GUGCACGCGGACAUAAGCAGGAAAUAUGGCGGCGCUCAUGUCCCUUACUCAAAUAUCAAGUGCAAACCCUGCAUACGAAAACUUUUACAGACAGGUGGACCCAGGAAACACGGGGAAAGUUGGGGCAGCUGAAGCAGCCCAGUUCUUGAAGAAGUCUGGACUGUCAGACAGCACUCUGAGCAAGAUCUGGGAUUUGUCAGAUCCGGAACGAAAGGGCUACUUGGACAAGCGAGGUUUCUUCAUUGCCCUGAGGCUGGUGGCUUCAGCACAGAGCGGCAAUGACGUCAGCCCCAACAAUAUCACCCAGUCCAUGUCGGUACCUGCCCCUAAAUUUCGAGACACAGCCAGCCCAUCUCUCGUAGCAGCAGCUCCAAGUGACCCCAGUUGGGCACUGAAGGUUGAUGACAAAGCCAAGUAUGAUGGCAUAUUUGAGAGUCUCUCACCAGUCAAUGGCCUUCUUUCAGGAGAUAAGGUGAAGCCAGUCCUCAUCAAUUCUAACCUACCCCUGGAUGUGCUUGGCAAGAUUUGGGAUCUCAGUGAUAUUGAUAAAGAUGGACAUUUGGACAAGGAGGAGUUUGCGGUGGCCAUGCACCUCGUGUACCGGGCCAGGGAGAAGGAGCCUGUCCCUGCCGGCCUGCCCUCCUCCUUCAUCCCUCCAUCCAAGCGGAAGAAGAGCGGGGGCACUUUGCCGGGCUCCGUGUCCGUGCUGCCCUCUAGCCCCUUCCUGCUAAAAGAGAACCUGCGGUCCACCGCUCCGCUCCGCUCGAGCCCCCUGACCGUCGCCUCCGGAAUCUCACCAUCCAACUCCUUCAGGAGCACCACUCCCAGUCCCACUGCCAGCCCAGCAUUGCAGCCUGUCUCAGCAAACUGGGUAGUGCCUCAGGAAGACAGGGCUCAAUACGAGGAUAUCUUCGAGCUGGCCGACUCUGAUUUCGAUGGCAUGGUAGGAGGAGGUGAAGUUAAAGACAUCUUUAUGAACUCGGGCCUCCCCCAGAACGUGCUGGCCCACAUCUGGUCCCUAGCAGACACUAAAUCUGUAGGCAAACUGACAAAAGAGCAGUUCUGUCUGGCUAUGCACCUUAUGCAGCAGAAGGUUAAAGGGGUUGACCCCCCUCAGAGCUUGACUGCUGAGAUGAUUCCCCCCUCAGAGAGACACUCCACUGCCAAUGCUGCCAUCUCAUCAGAAUUCCCAUCAUCGCUGGGAUUUGAAUUACCUGGACUGACUAGUGUGCCCAGAGAGACCAGCAGCUCUGUCAGCCCAGUGGAAAUGACGGGAAUCAAGGAGCUCGAUGACGUUAACAAGGAAAUCUCCCAGCUGCAGAGUGAGAAACGUAUCUUGGAGCAGGAAAUCAGGCAGAAGGAAGAGGCCAUUCGACAGAAGAACAGUGAAGUUCAGAGCAUGCACGUUGAGCUGGAGCGAGAGAACAGCGGGGCGCAGGAGGCAGAGCAACAGAAGCAAGUGGCCCAGGACAGACUGCAGGAGAUGGAACAACAGAAGAGCAAGCUGGAGGACCUGGUGAAAGAUAGCAAGAACAAGUGUCAGGAGGAGAAUAGCAGGAUCUCCUCUCUGCAGACACAGAUCCUGUCCCAUGAGGCGGACCAGCAGACCCAGGAGAAGGAGGUUAGCCGUGUCCGUACGGACCUGUACUGCUUGGAGCAGGAGGAGCAGCGUCUGGAGGAUAGCGUCCGCGCCAGCGAGAGCAAGCUGGAGAGCAUCCUGAAACUGCUGCGCACCUCGCAGGACGAGAUGGACGAGACACAUGCGGAGCUCUCCCAGAUCCAGGAGGUGCAGAAGGAGCUAAAUAGAGCCAUCGAGCGCAUCGACAAGGCCCUUGGCAGCAGCGGCACCCUCAGCCUGGCCGAGAUCGAUCAGCUGCUGGCGGAGGAGGACUCGUCGCCCAGCGCCACUGCGGAAUCCUCAUUCAGAUCCAGACGGGCCAUGUUCAGCGCCAACACCUCCUCCCAGGAUCCAUUUCAAACUGAGGACCCCUUCAAAAGUGACCCCUUUAACAAAGCUGAUCCAUUCGGGGGAGAUCCAUUCAAACAAGCUGACCCCUUCCACGACUCCUUCACCAGCUCUGACCCCUUCGCUAAAAGCGCUGCCUCGUCUUUAAAGCAGGCCAGCCCUUUCGGCUCGGUUUCAUCCACCACUCCCUCCAGGUUCAUAGACUCAGAUCCCUUUGCCACAACGGACCCUUUCGCUAGUGAGUCUUUUGGCGGGAAGGGAGGCUUUGCAGACUUUGGAAGCAUGUCAAAGAGGUGGAAUAAACCUGUGCUGUCUUCAAAGGGCUCCAGGGGCCAUCCUGUGGCCCGCAAGCCAACCUACCCACUGCCUCCUUCCAAAAAACCCGGACCGGCCAGACCGGCCCCUCCGCCGUACGGAGCUUAUCUGAGUGCAGGGAGGUUGGGGGCACAUCAACAGUGCUGUCCAUUGAUUUCAUCAAGGACCGUUGGGCGCGAGACGAGCGAUGCUGAGGCCCGAGUUCAGCCGGAACUCAUCCCAAGGCCGCAAGCCGCGGCCAAGCGCACGGUACGGCUCGUGUUCAUGGCCUGUGCCAGGACUCGCCGUCCGGUAGAACCACCCUUGCGGCCUCCGCCGCGUUUCCGCACCUUAGAGGCUUUGGAAGUGAAAUGGAGCAGCUGGAGUGGGCCAAGCGUGAGGGCAAGAGGGAGGAGGCGGAGCGUCUGCGUAGGCUCCGCCUCCAGGAGCAGCAGGACCUCGAGCUGGCUCUUGCUCUCAGCAGGGUCGACAUGUCUCGAACGUGAAGCCGAUCCACACUCCUCCAGCACCCGACAAUGCCAAACAGCCAUCGAAAUACUACUUACUCACGCUAGUGCUAAAAACAAUCUCAGAAUGUGGGGACCACUGAAAGACUCGUUUCUGAGCGUUCCCUUGAGCUUUGAGCCUCACUUUUUUUUCUUUUUUUUUUAAAUUCCUUUGCUGCUAAAUAUUUUUAUUCUGUACUACUGUGCCUUUUGAAAUGGUCACUCCGGUUGCUCAUAUAAUGGUUUCAGCCACGGGGCCUUCCGCCACAUGCAUUAAGGCGCACCUAGAACUUGCCC
Messenger RNA from Electrophorus electricus (electric eel), 3063 nucleotides. The record is from RefSeq and is a predicted model, not a curated record. Lineage: Eukaryota; Metazoa; Chordata; Actinopteri; Gymnotiformes; Gymnotidae.